CGCCGCUUUUAGUGCCUCGCGGCUCCCGCACGUCUGGCGCGCACCUGAUCAUCAUGGGACUGGGUGUCGCUGACGUGGUUUCAUUUCAUCUCGUGGUUUCUCGCCUCUUGCCGUGAGAAAGAACACCGGUGGAUGGCAAACUUUUGCGCCGUGGAAUCUGCACGACUUCGUGGCAACAAGUCGGAGUGAAAUGACGACUUUUCAAUGACAAAUCACGGAACGCGGGAGGUGCAAGCCGUUUUCUCACCUGUCAAGUAUAAAAACACGUUUUCUUAUGGGAAUUAAGCACUCGUCCCGUUGCGUGCUCCUCAGGAGAAAAAUGGCGGAUUCCGAGAGCAUUGAGCAACAGCCAGUCCGCAUCAUUGCAUCACAGUCGGCUCAGCCAACCUCUUUGCCAAAGCCUGUGCCUUCCGUCCAGCCCGCCCCAAGACCUCUUCUCCCACCACACACACCACAUGCUGCUAGCCUUCCCAGCUGCCCUGGACGGGGCAAGAUGGGAAAGCUGUGUAAUCCUGAAGAGAUGACCUCAAAAGACUACUACUUUGACUCUUAUGCCCACUUUGGUAUCCACGAGGAGAUGCUGAAGGAUGAAGUAAGGACGCUUACCUACCGUAAUUCCAUGAACCACAACAAGCACGUGUUCAAGGACAAAAUAGUUCUGGAUGUUGGAAGCGGCACUGGGAUCUUAUCCAUGUUUGCAGCCAAAGCCGGAGCAAAGCAUGUGUAUGGGGUUGAAUGUUCCAGUAUUUCGGAAUACUCAGAAAGGAUCAUCAAGUCCAACCACCUUGACAGCGUGAUCACCAUCAUCAAUGGAAAAGUGGAAGAGGUGGAGCUCCCGGUGGACAAGGUUGACAUUAUUAUAUCAGAGUGGAUGGGCUAUUGUCUCUUCUACGAAUCCAUGCUGAACACGGUCAUCUUUGCCAGGGACAAGUGGCUGAAACCGGGUGGAUUGAUGUUUCCUGACCGUGCCUCUUUGUAUGUGUUGGCCAUCGAGGACAGGCAGUAUAAAGACUUCAAAAUACAUUGGUGGGAGAAUGUGUAUGGCUUCGACAUGACUUGUAUCCGUAAUGUGGCAAUGAAGGAGCCUCUGGUUGAUAUAGUGGACCCCAAACAGGUGGUGACCAACUCCUGCCUGGUCAAGGAGGUGGACAUCUACACGGUGAAAACUGAAGACCUCUCUUUCACAUCAGCGUUCUGCCUGCAGAUCCAGAGAAACGACUACAUUCAUGCACUGGUCACCUAUUUCAACAUUGAAUUCACCAAAUGUCACAAAAAGACCGGUUUCUCCACAGCUCCCGAUGCUGCGUACACCCACUGGAAGCAGACAGUGUUCUACCUGGAGGACUACUUGACUGUGCGAAGAGGAGAGGAAAUCACUGGCAGCAUUGCACUGAAGCCGAAUGACAAAAAUAUACGGGACUUGGACUUCACCUUUGAGCUGGAUUUUAAAGGACAACUGUGCGAGGCAGCCAUAGUCCACGACUACAAAAUGCGUUAAGUUUUUGCAGGAAUUGCGGAUAUGGACACCUGUGAGGAGUAGAGGAAGCCAAAAUACCCUUCCUGGACCACAGACACACAGAAGAAGGUGCGACGAGGACAGAAGGAUGGGACAGAGGACAGAGGUGGCCCCAUUCACAACUCGGUAGGGAUGCUGUCAGCAAGGAAGCCAUGGGCACAGACUGUUAAACAACUUUGAAUGUAAAAUUGGGGGAAAAAAAAAAGAAAAAAAAAUUAUUCUAACUUGUUCUGAGUUCGAUUCUUGCUGUACAUGUUGGUGAAAUGGAGUGCUGUAUCUGUGUCGUUUGUUUUUCACCAUAACUUGGACCUCAGUGGGUAGGGGGCUAUACGUCCAUUUAAUGAUGUAUUGUCCACGUUUUCUUGUGACAUAUUUUCAUUUGGUUGUGUUUGACCUUGUGCGGGCAAUCACAUAAGCCAUUUAGUUUGUAGUUGUAUCAGUUAAUGUUCAGUAAUAGUAAAAAAAAAAAAUAAAAAAAAAUAAUAAUAAUAUAUAUAUUCUUCUGACCACCACAGCCAAGGACAAACCUGCUGCAGGAACUAUACAAAUAGCAGGACUACUUUGUAUGUGUGCAUUUUGUGAAAGGUAAUGUGUUAAACAGUUGGUGUACUAAUACCUCACAUGAUGGACAGUGUCAAAGGUGAAAGUGUUGCAGAAGUCCAUAAUAUGUUCCCUAUGUUGUAAGUUUGAACAGGCAGUGUUUGAUAUUGUUUGACCUGCUACUUCAGUAACUACGAGUGUAGAAUGUAAUGUGAUUCAGCACAAGAGCUGUAUGAUGCAGAGCAGUUCUACACCACUGCAAACUACAACUACAGUAAUAAACAUAUCACAAAAUCAGCUACAAUCAUUGUAAAGGCCUUAAUACUGCUCUUGUACUGAAAUGCCUAUUACAGUGACUUAAGUCUUUUUUCCCCCCUUGCUUAAUGCCUUGACCAAGUUCCCAAGUGUUCCUGAUUCUAUUUGUCAAUGCUGCAUUUAAAUUUGUUACAUUUUACCUGUAAAAAAAAAAAAAAAAAAAAAAAUUCAAUUUUUUUCACGUGUGCGUUGAAUUAAUUUAUAAUGGUACACUUUAGUAAGCCAUGAAUAACAUUUUAGAGUUAUACUACUGCUUUCACAAAAUGUGAACCUGACAAUUAUAACAAUUUAAUUGUACACAUUGGAGACAAAAGAGUAGGACUUGUGCUUUUAAUUGGUAAGAGCGCAAUGUAGAUCAGAUGUACCAUCUGAAGACCUUUUAAUGGAAGCCUCAAAAGCCCUGAUGAAAAUAAAAUACAUAAUCUAGAAGGCAUGUGACUAAUGAUACUGACAAUAAUUAAUUAGCUCUUUUAUGAAUGUGAAAAGCUCUUUAACUCUGUGUAUAUUUCACAGACUGUUACCAAUACGCACAAACCGUAGUAUACGUUGUUAAAAGUAAUCCCUUAAGGUUUAUAAUCAUUUUCAGGUAAAAACAAAUCUCUUUGGAACACUUCGGAAAAUGUGUCCAAACCCCUCGCAACCCCCCAAUACACAAAUAUUAUAGCAAGCAUGUUUUUAACGCAUCUUCUAUUUAUUUAUUUAUGUUUCAUUCAAAUAUGAUGUUUCAUAUCUUAUGAUGAUGUCUUAAAAAGGGAAUAAACUGC
Messenger RNA from Phycodurus eques (leafy seadragon), 3135 nucleotides. RefSeq names its product protein arginine N-methyltransferase 8-B (gene prmt8a). The transcript has 10 exons. Gene Ontology annotation, molecular function: protein-arginine N-methyltransferase activity. Gene Ontology annotation, cellular component: plasma membrane. The record is from RefSeq and is a predicted model, not a curated record. NCBI's taxonomy places the organism in Eukaryota, Metazoa, Chordata, Actinopteri, Syngnathiformes, Syngnathidae. Bases 275 to 1498 code for a protein of 407 amino acids. Gene Ontology annotation, biological process: peptidyl-arginine methylation.